CACACUGUUAGUAGCACACUUUUAUUUGUGGCGCAAGCGUCAUAUUUUGUUAAUAAAUUCCAGCGGAUAAGCAACAAUAAAGCAAUUAAAUAAGUUACAAAUAUGCCAGCUGUGGUGCGCAUUAAGCGCCGCAUUGAUGAAGAGCCGCACACGGCAUUUGUAUUGAAUGGCAAACGCCGACGCUUGCUAAACGAUGAAAAUGCGCCCGCGGCAGCGACGCCAAGCGUUGAAAACAAAGAGGAGCUGAACCAGGUGCUGCUAAAAUUUGCCGGCACGCUAGAAAAACAGGAUGACAGCGCCACGAAGCAGUUUGCGGCAGCGCGUCUAAACAAGGCAACGGCCAAGGAGCUGGUGCGUCAAACAAUAGAUCCGGCUAUUGCGAGCGCCCAGCGGCGAGAUAAACGCCGCGAGGAGGCACAACAAAUAUCGCGCGAGCAACGAUAUCGAGUUGUCAACUGUUUGCGCACCACGCUCCACGAUGAGGUGGAACAGGAUGAGGAGGCAGCAAGCGGCAGCAGAGGCCAAGAGCAAAACACGGCUGAGCGCAGGCAAAUAACGAUUGUCGACAUUGAGUCGCAGCAUACACAGCGUGAAGAGGAGGAGCAGGAGCUGUCGCCGGAGACGGCACAAAGGCAGCAACGGCCCGCCGAUUCGGACAUUGGCUAUGUCUACGAUUUGUAUGUGCCGGAGAAUGAGCUGCAGGCGCAAUAUGUUGAUAUGUUGGAUGACAACUAUUUAAGUCUUCGGCCCGUGGAUGAGCUCUUCUUUGAGGACUGCUACAAUGAUGAUGAGGACUAUGACUCGGAGGACUCAAAUCAGGAGAACUAUUAUACAAACGAAUAUCCUGAUGAUGACGAUGCUGGCGCCGUGGGCUCCGACGAGGAGCUCUGCCAGCAGAUGAAUAAAUUCAUGUUUGAUGAUGAUGAGGAUGAGUUUGCCAGCGGCGGCUCCAGCGAUGCGGAAGAUUACAAUACAUAUCAGGAUCCGUAUGUGCACACCAUAGACACAGAGGCAGAUGGUUUUGCGGAUGAUGUUGAUUUCUAUAAUGUGGAUCGUCAGGGCAGCGCCUACGAACGUUACAAACGUCGCAUACUGCGCGAAGCGGAGGGCCUCGACUCCAGCUCCGAAGAUUCCGACAAGGAUGAGCCGUAUUUUGAGAGCGCCAGCGAACAUGGCCAAAAUAGCGACUAAAGGGCGCUUUAAAAAAAUUACCUUAUAUAUUUAUAUUUCCACGUAUUAUGUUCUUUGUGUUCCUAUUAAAGGCACACCAAAUUCUAUAAUGUUUAUAAUCUCAGUUCUUAAAA
Molecule: messenger RNA, 1304 nt
Organism: Drosophila novamexicana
Lineage: Eukaryota; Metazoa; Arthropoda; Insecta; Diptera; Drosophilidae
Gene: fs(2)ltoPP43
Product: probable RNA polymerase II nuclear localization protein SLC7A6OS
Exons: 4
Coding region: 103-1191 (362 amino acids)
Biological process (GO): developmental process
Source: RefSeq, a predicted model, not a curated record